Messenger RNA from Leptinotarsa decemlineata (Colorado potato beetle), 500 nucleotides. Its product is annotated as ribosomal protein L40. Gene Ontology annotation, cellular component: ribosome. Gene Ontology annotation, biological process: translation. Lineage: Eukaryota; Metazoa; Arthropoda; Insecta; Coleoptera; Chrysomelidae. The record is from RefSeq and is a predicted model, not a curated record. Gene Ontology annotation, molecular function: structural constituent of ribosome; protein binding.
GUGAGCACGUUUUUUGCAUAAACGCCACGAUGCAAAUUUUCGUUAAAACACUCACGGGUAAGACCAUCACCCUCGAGGUCGAACCCUCUGACACCAUCGAAAACGUCAAGGCUAAGAUCCAAGACAAGGAAGGGAUCCCCCCAGAUCAGCAAAGAUUGAUCUUCGCUGGAAAACAGCUCGAAGAUGGUCGAACUCUUUCCGACUACAAUAUUCAGAAGGAGUCCACCCUCCAUCUCGUCCUCAGAUUGAGGGGAGGUAUUAUCGACCCCUCUCUGCGUAUCCUUGCUCAGAAAUACAACUGCGACAAGAUGAUCUGCCGCAAGUGCUACGCCAGGUUGCACCCAAGGGCUACGAACUGCAGGAAGACCAAGUGUGGCCACACCAACAACUUGCGCCCCAAGAAGAAGCUGAAGUAGAUGAUGAUUUGUUGGAAUUUGCAUUUUCUAAAAUGACUUUAACAUCUGUAAACUUGGAUUUCAAUAGAAGUUCUUAAACAUUGA